Candoia aspera is the source of this 1717-nucleotide messenger RNA. It is a transcript of the gene TAF1D, whose product is annotated as TATA-box binding protein associated factor, RNA polymerase I subunit D. Bases 46 to 810 code for a protein of 254 amino acids. Gene Ontology annotation, cellular component: RNA polymerase transcription factor SL1 complex; nucleus; nucleoplasm. Gene Ontology annotation, biological process: regulation of DNA-templated transcription. The transcript has 8 exons. The record is from RefSeq and is a predicted model, not a curated record. Lineage: Eukaryota; Metazoa; Chordata; Lepidosauria; Squamata; Candoiidae.
GGUUUUUGCGGCCUUUGUGACUCGCGUGAGUGGGCUGAAAACAAUAUGGCUGAUGAAACAGAAACAUUAGCAGCUGAAGCUGGUCCUGAUAGCCAAGAUACAGAAAUACCUGGCCCACAUUCGUCAAAGUGCGUGAGGAAGAAGGUUAGAGCUUUGAAUUCAGCAAGAGUUGCCGGGCGGUCAUCUUCUGUGGCUGUGCAGAGCAGUCCUUCCACAGCUCACGUGAGAGCGGAGGGUCAGAUGAAGUGGCCUAAACCAAAAAUUGAUCUCCGAGCCCUCUUCGAUUACCACUUUACAAGAAAGCAGCACCGGUUUCGCAAAACAUGGAAACCUAGGGACAAGAAAGCGGGUACUUCUCGCAAGUGUGCAGGAAAGCGAACUGAGAGACAAAGAAUUCCGGAAAGUGAGCAAAGGAGGAGACUUAAAGACAGAGGAAUUGUAUUUCCUUUUGUGGCGAAGCACUAUGGCAGGAAGCACCUUCCCUUAAAAAUGGUGCGAGAAUAUGAGGAAGCAGCUUUGAAGGGAUUUUUCAAAUACAUUGAAAUGCUGAAAUAUGAACACCAUCUGAAAAAGUCUUUGACGCAGCUGAAUGCUGGGGAUGAUCUUGAAAAUGAAUGUUUGGAGUCACGGAGGUACAAAUACCUGGAUGAUGAUGGGCCAAUUUCUCCCAUUGCAGAGACCAACAAGGAUGAGGAUUCCGGGGAUGAAGAUAUUGGUGCCAAAGUAGUGGACAACAGCUGUUUCAUAUUAAGCAGCAAAAUUCCCCAGAAAAAGAAGAAAUCGAAACGCAAAGAGAAACAAAGCAACUGAAGGUCCUCCGUGAUGCACAGUACUUCAAAUGAAGGUUCAAGGACUACUGGAUGAGGCCAAAAAUGAGCUGGGCUAAUAGUUCUGUGCAGAAGGUUUUGUGAUCUCACUAUUCUCGAAUUAAAUGCCUGAGCUUGGAAAACACCGUUCAGCCUCCCGUGGUCUACCGUGGAGCUUUGGAUUUGCUCAGCUGCAGCAUGCCCUGUGGAUUUCUCCCUUCUCUUAGAGAGCAAUUUCAUUGUGUUUUCUUGGCUUCCUGAAUGUUUUGACACAGCAUCAGCUGCCAGCGAGUGGUCCCCUAUGAUGUUUGGCACGUGUGAAUUACAUUUGGAAAUUUCUAACCUAACCUGGUGGCAGACUAGGAAUGAUGAUGGGAAAGGCUGGUAUUAGAAACUCACUGGGCUAAAAAGCAUAUCAGCAUUGAUCUCUGCAGCCAAAUGAAGCUAUCUUGACUCAGCUGGAAGUUUUUAAUUGGAGCCUGUCUCUGGAUCUGCUUGAUGGGGCAUAUUUGCUCUGUGCUGUUCCCAAUUUACAUAACGGUGUCCAUUUCCACAAAUACUUGUCUUCCACUUUAGUCACUUGAUCUAUACUAUGUAGUGACUGAAGAUCUGAGCUGACUGCCUCCUUAGUAUCUUCCAAAAACUAAUUGGCUGAUUGGCGUCUGAGCUUUGGCUUUAAUAGAACAUUAACUGGGCAGAAAUUCUGAAGGUGGCGUGGGCCGCUGUCAUCUAGUGUGUGGUGCAGUGUGAUCUAGUUGCAGCUGCACUAAAAAAAAGGAACAACCCUGGUUUUCUUGCGUUGCUUUGCAAUUGGCCGUUUAUACCACCUGAAAAGGAAAACACCUGUGGUUCAGCUUAUGCAAGAAGGUCCUGGAAAAUAAAGGUCGGAAAAAUAUUUUGUGGAAGACAAG